Molecule: messenger RNA, 1365 nt
Organism: Effrenium voratum
Lineage: Eukaryota; Dinophyceae; Suessiales; Symbiodiniaceae
Source: the annotation of a GenBank genome assembly
UUCUUCUUGCAAGGGACUGGAUCCGAGAGCGAAGUUUCGGUUCCAUGCCGGUGCUGGAAGCCGAAUCCCAUGGGCCUUGCUCCUGGUGCUGUAAGCAAAUCAGGCGCGCGCGGCACCGCUUCGCCCAGCAGCGGGCCGAUGAGGCGCAGGUGGCGCUGAGGUCGCGGAUGCAGCAGAUUCAGCCGCCGAAGCUGUUCGUCCUCAUCGCUCCACGCAACGUGGGCGAAUUCCUCAGCUUCGAGGAGACCCCGCUGGGGGAGGGGGGCUUCGGCACGGUGUUCCGGGGAAGACCUACGCCGGCGGGGUGCAAGCUGGUACCAGAGCUUCGCCCCAGCAAGUCCUACGCGGUGAAGAUGGUGAAGAAGACAGAGAAGGGUGGACUCACAGAGGAAAUCGGGUACAGCCUCUUGAGCGUGUCCCCGGAGCGACACCUGGAUUUCAUGAACGCCAUGACGGGCCGCGGGCCCUUUGAGAAUGGCAUCAUCGGUUUUAUUGCCGCCUUCAUCCAGCCGCAGUUUGCGAUGUACCAGGUGAUGGAGUUGCUCGAGGGCCCGGACUUGUUCGACUUCUUGGCCAACCGCUCCGCGCGCCUGGAGGAGGUCACCGCCAGGGGCCUGGUGAGGCAGAUGGUGAAGGCGCUGCAUUACAUGCACCGCACCAUUGGGGCGCUGCACCGCGACAUCAAGCCGGAGAACUUUGGGUUCAUCAAGCCCCCCACUGCCGGGCAGCCGCUGCCGGCGCUGAAGCUGUUUGACAUGGGCCUCGCCUGGGUCCUGAAGGCGCCGGUCACGGAAGAGACUGCCAAGAAGAUGCUGCAUGUGAAGCGCUGCGGUACAGCUUGCUACAUGGCGCCUGAAGUCUGGGAUGGACACACCGGACCACCCUCGGAUGUGUGGAGCCUGGGCGUGGUCUCCUUCAUUACAGUCAGCCUGGAGGUGCCUUUUAAGCUGAUGGAGCACAAGCAGCCCAAGCUGGCAGUGCGCGACAACGAGCUGUCCUUCGAGUCUCGAGCUUGGGCCGACGCAAGCGACCAGUCGAAGCAAUUUCUGCAGGGCCUGCUGGACAAAGUGCCAAGCAGCCGCCUGACCACCGGGGAGGCGCUGGCGCAUUGUUGGCUGACCGCCAGCCUGGAGCCCAUUGCUGAAGGCGCCUCGCCCGACAACGGCGUGCUGCCGCCGCUCACCGAGCGCCGCCUGCCGGCGCGUUCUCGGCGCUCUGAGGCGGGGCUCUUCGAGUCCAUGGCUAUGGCCCCCGAGAGCAUGCUGGCCGGGGAGGUGGCGACCUAGGCGACCCAGCAGAUCAUUGCACCGUGUGAGUUGAUGAGAGCAGGGUCGGCCUUUUUGACCCCCUGGACACACAUGCCGU